This is a messenger RNA of Coccomyxa subellipsoidea C-169, 3095 nucleotides long. RefSeq names its product protein serine/threonine phosphatase 2C. The coding region runs from base 275 to 2065 and encodes 596 amino acids. The transcript is spliced from 14 exons. The record is from RefSeq and is a predicted model, not a curated record. Lineage: Eukaryota; Viridiplantae; Chlorophyta; Trebouxiophyceae; Coccomyxaceae. Gene Ontology annotation, biological process: protein dephosphorylation. Gene Ontology annotation, molecular function: cation binding; protein serine/threonine phosphatase activity.
GGCGAGACUGUUAUCCAAGACGGGAAUCGGCGAUGUUUCCCGUCGAUGCCGAAGCAGGAGCGGCACGAGAAAGGCAGGGCAGCGGAGGUGGCCAGUUACUGAUGUCUUUCGCGGCACGACUUGUGAUCAACUGAGCUUGAAAGGCUGGACAUCAAUUUUCUGACUCUUGCUAUUCCUUGGCGUGCCAUGAAGCCGCAGCGCGCACCUUUGCCCAGCCUCUGACCCGGGAUCUGCUUCAGGGACAUUUUACAAGUAACAGUUCCACUGUGACCACAUGGGGGCGUAUCUAAGUUCGCCAGUGACUGUAAAGGCGUCUGAAGAGGAGGAAAACGAGAGCUACAAUUAUGGGGUCUGCGCCAUGCAAGGCUGGCGCACAGAGAUGGAGGAUGCACACAGCGUUGUGCUGGAGAUGGAGGGAGCGUCAAAGACCGGAUUCUUUGGGGUGUUUGAUGGGCAUGGCGGCAAGGAGGUCGCCAGAUUCACCGCCCUGUACCUAGCGCGUGAGCUGGCGGCGCUGGAGGAGUAUCGGUCAGGGGACAUGCAGGGGGCGUUAGGCCGCGCGUACCUGCGCAUGGACGAGCUGCUGGUCAUGGACGUGCACGAGGCCGAAUUGCGCAAGCUCGCCGGCGAGCCAGACCAGCCCUCCGCAGCACCCGGCAGAAGGCGGCCGAAGCGCGCACCUGCGAUGGUGCUGGACGAAGCCGAGCUGCCGGAGGUGCUGCGCGACGCGCUGCGCUCGGCCCGGGAGCGCGCGGCCGAGCGCCGAGCGCGCAAAGCCGCCGGUGCCGGAGCCGGCGCGGCCGGCACUGACGAGAGCGUCGACGAAGACGUGGAGGAGUUUGACGUGGCGGAUCUGAUCGCGGGGGAAUUUGGAGAAGACGAUGACGAGGAUGAUGAUGAGGAGGACCCUGAUUACAAGCCGGUGGUCGUGGAAGGGGACGAAGAAAUGGGACCCCGGGAGCUGGUGGACCUGGAGAUCGACUCGGAGGCCGACCAGGCCGGCGCGCCAAACCCCGGCCUGAGCGUGAAAACAGGCCCCAGCCGCAUUCCCCCGGCGGCGCACGGCGUGGAGGCGGACGCGAUGGAGGCAGAAGCCGCGGCUGCCGCGGAGACGUCGUCGGAGGAGACCGGCGAAGACAGCGGCGGCGUGAAGAAUGGCGGUAAGCGCAAGCGGCUCGAGGGCCGCCGCGGCGGCGGUCGCUCCCGGGGACCCGCCGCGCAGCACGAUGGCGUUCCCACAUAUAAAGGGGAGGAGAGCGGCAGCAGCGGGCCGGAGGGCUUAGCGGCGGCUGCGGCUGCGGCCGAAGAGGAGGAGGAGUCGGGGCUGAGCAGCAGCGACGACAGCGAUGAGGCCGAGGUGCAGGAGCCUGCGCGCCAGCAGCCCGGCUUCAGGGGGCCGUGCGCCGGCUGCACUGCGGUGGUUGCGCUGGUGCGUGGGCCUGAGCUGUGGGUGGCGAAUGCGGGCGACAGCCGCUGCGUCUGCAGCCGCCGCGGCCUGGCUCUGGCGCUCUCGCGCGACCACAAGCCCACCGAUGACGAGGAACUGCAGCGCAUCAGCCGGGCCGGGGGUUUCGUGGCGGAGGGGCGCAUAAAUGGCAGCCUGAACCUGUCGCGCGCGCUGGGCGACAUGGACUACAAGCAGAGCAAGGAUCUGGGCCCCGACGCGCAGAUGGUCACCGCCGUACCCGAAGUGCGCUCGCUGCGUCUGGAGCCCGGUGACGAAUUCCUCAUCCUCGCCUGCGACGGCAUCUGGGACAAUCAGGGCUCUGUGCAGCAGGCGCUGGCUUUCUCGAUCAUGGCGGUGGACUUUGUGCGAAAGCGGCUGGCGCAACGCAUGAGCCCGCGCGCGAUUUGUGAGGCCCUCUGCGACCACUGCCUCGCCCCCAACACUGCGGGGUGCGGCAAGGGCUGCGACAACAUGAGCGCUUUGGUGGUGGUGCUCAAGCAAUUCUCCCCAUUCGCCGCCGGCGACAGGGAGAUCGACCUUGCCUCACUGCCGCCACCGCCCGCGCCAGAAGAGCUCGACCCCAUGUUCUUGGAUCACUCGGAGCCGCAGUCCGACUGACCAGCAGAAUCCACGCCAGCAGUCAGCCAUUCGCAGGUCAGUAUGCGAACAGCUCUGUCGCCUUCUCCAAAUGGCAGCCUAGGAUGUGGUCAUGCAGCUUUUGAAGCUUGUGUGCAUCACAAUGUGCAGCGGAUGAGAAGGGUGGCAUGGUGGAGGCACGCAGGGGCAACAGCCGAGCUCUGAAGGGGCCAGCACCAGAUCAGAAGCGCAGCUACUCCCUUCGGCUCUUAGCUGCCCCAACAGCCUUGCGUUGUAAGAGCUUCAUGUCAAGGGACGUAGCUAGCAGCUUGGGCGGUCGCGAAUGCACAUUUGCUGGUCAGCCACAAAAGAAAUUGAAUCAGCGCCAAACCAGCCAAACGAGCCUUUAUCUCCAAACGAGGGGAAGGAUGAGCUUUGGGUGUCCCCCUCAGAGAUACCCCCCCCUGAGAGGCCAAGUAGGAAAUCAAAGAGGCCUGUGCCCAAGAGGAAGCUGCACCCCACGCUUCUUUCUGACAUAAUUUUGGGCCGUCCUUUCAAGUAUGCUGAGCCUGAUGCUGAUUCUAUGGCGCCCACCGGUGUCGCUGCUUCAGUAUUCUUCAAGCAGGCCAUAAGAGGCUGCGCUGUGCUCUGAAAAUGAGAAAGAUAUAAGGCCUAGGUAUGUCUUGUUAUGCGCGCAGCUCUGUAAUUGCGGGAAGAUUUGAGAUGCCUAGUGCGAGGGGAAUCCGUAAUAUGAUGAGGAGUGUUGUACACCAGUAUGCCCUUUGUCACCAUGCGCUAUAGAAAUUAUAUCACUUCUGCUUAGGGGUGUGAUGAGGGUGCUCCUGGGGUGUAUAUUAUGUGCAAGACAAAUGCCAUGGUGAUUGACCCCGCCCCUGCAGCUGCCUAUGCUGCGGGGAGCGCUUAUGUGUCAGACAUUUGUGCCUUUAGGUGUCAUUGGAGGUAUUUGGAUGCAUGCCUGUGUGUCCGACAUUUAUGAGCCCCUGUGCGCUGAGGCACCCCUGUAUUCAUCUUGAUUGCCCAUUCAUUUAUUGUAAUUCCUUGUUUACCUUGU